Myotis myotis is the source of this 1875-nucleotide messenger RNA. RefSeq names its product coiled-coil domain containing 185 (gene CCDC185). The transcript has a single exon. NCBI's taxonomy places the organism in Eukaryota, Metazoa, Chordata, Mammalia, Chiroptera, Vespertilionidae. The coding region runs from base 1 to 1875 and encodes 624 amino acids. The record is from RefSeq and is a predicted model, not a curated record.
AUGGAGGACUUCGGCCCCUUCCCCGCGCGGCCUCACCGGGACCUCGGGGAGCGCGCGUCCUCGGCACGGCUGCGCAGGUCCCGGCCCCAGGCCAAGGCCCGGCCGGCUCGGGGCUGCUGGGCCGGGACUCCCGGGGAGGGGAGCGAGGCCCCGGCUCCCUGGCCUCCCCGCCACCAGUCCCCCGACUCCCCGCGGGAAAGCCGCAGCCUGAGCGACGUGGCCCAGAGGCGCCCCGACGGCGCCAGGAAGCACCGGCCCCGCGGCUGGCGCCCGAGAGAUGCCUGGGGGGAGCCCCGGAUCCCGCCCCGACCGCGGGGCAGCCAGCACAGCCCGGCCUGGCCGCUCCAGCUCCAGCUGUCACCGCAGCAGCCCCUGCGCUGCCAGCACUGCCCCCCGGCCCAGGGAGACUCGCCCCCUCCGUACCCCGAGGGCGCGUACACGCCCCUAAGUGGGAUGUUCGGGGCCGAAGAGGGGCAGAGUGGGGACCCGUGGGCGGUGCCGGUCUGCGGGGGGCUGGACCGCUGGUCCCUGUCCUCGCUUCCCUCCGAGAAGUCCUCGGCGCCCUCCCAGGAGUUCAGGACGCUGUCCGCCUGCGCGUGCGCCCCCAAGAGGGACAGCGGGGACCGGCUGGCGUCGUUUGCCAGCCAGGCCUUCCUCCAGCCCGCGCUCUCGGGCCAGGAGACGAAGAGCCAGCACACGCAGCUCCUCAAGAACAAGCUGGAAGAGGCCGUGGUGUCCUCCCGGGACCAGAAGAUCGUGGCCCUGGUGCUGACCCGGCUCAAGAAGGCGCAGAGGAUGCGGGAGCUGCAGCAGCAGGCGGCGGCGGCCUGGGAGGAUCUCAAGCGCUCGGACCACAAGGUCCAGGUGACCCUGGAGCGGGAGCGCAAGCUGCUGCUGCAGCAGAACCGCGCCCAGUGGCAGCGGGAGAAGGAGCAGCGCAAGGCGCGCCCGAGCCGGGAGCCGCGUGUCCAGCGGCCGCGCGACCACCAAGCCAGGCACGCGGCCCAGCAGGACAGCCUGUGGCCGGCGCCAUCCGAGGAUCAGGACAUCCGGCGCCAGGACCGGCCGGAUCGGGCCCGCCUGGAGGCCGCCAAGCCCAGGAGGCCGGGCCCGGUGCCGCGCCUGAGGGAGCAGGAGCAGGAGCUGGAGCAGGAGCUAGAGAAGACGCUGCCAGAGCAGCGGAAGCCGACCAGCCUGGAGCCCACCGGUCCCCAGAAGCAGCCGCCCGCCACCGAGGACCAGAAGAAGGUGCGCGAGGCCAACCUCAGCUCCCUGGUCAAUUUCCAGGCCCGCAAGGUGCUCAUGGACUGUCAGGUCAAGGCCGAGGAGCUGCUCCGCCGGCUGUCGCUGGAGCAGAGCUCGCAGCGGGCGCAGGAGCUGCACAAGGGCCUGGGGAAGGAGCGGCCCCGGGAGCUGCGGGACCGGGCCCGCCGGGAGGAGGAGCAGUACCAGCAGGUGCGGCUGCGCGCCGAGGAGCUGGAGGAGCAGCGGCGGGUGCGCAAGCGGCUGCUGGGGCGGCUGGCGGAGCAGAAGGUGCAACAGGCCCGCAGCAGCGCGCAGCGCAGCCUCAGCGAGAAGGCGCAGCACGUCCGCGAGCUCAACCUCCUGCGGGAGAAGAACCACCACAUCCUGAAGCUGAAGGCCGAGAAGGAGGAGAAGUGUCACAUCGAGGGCAUCAAGGAAGCCAUCCGCAAGAAGGAGCAGAGGAUGGAGCAGCUCUCGCAGGAGAAGGAGGCCGCCUCCGCCGCCGCCUCCGCCUCCGAGGGCUUCCCAAAGGCCUCCAGGGCCUGCAGGCGGGACGGCGGGAAAGCGCCUGGCAGCGGCUGCUACGAUCGCGUGGACGACGGGGAGGCCCCGCUCCGAGGCGGCUACUGA